Messenger RNA from Arvicanthis niloticus (Nile rat), 726 nucleotides. It is a transcript of the gene Ndufb3, whose product is annotated as NADH:ubiquinone oxidoreductase subunit B3. The record is from RefSeq and is a predicted model, not a curated record. Lineage: Eukaryota; Metazoa; Chordata; Mammalia; Rodentia; Muridae. Gene Ontology annotation, biological process: electron transport chain; mitochondrial respiratory chain complex I assembly. Gene Ontology annotation, cellular component: mitochondrion; respiratory chain complex I.
GUCAGACUCCAGCUGCAAAGUGUAGGAAACAAUCUCUACUUCCAGGCUCCGUCAGCCAUCUCUACGUUGUCUGAGAGCCUUGCACCAGUACCGGAACGUUUACCAUCUCCCCCAUUUUCCUGCCGUAAGAAGCUAGAGGAAACAACGUCCGUUUCCGGUUGGCUCCGACUGGAAGGUUGAAUAUUGAGUGUCCUGGGAGGUCAGAUUGCUGUCAGGCCUGUAGUCCUAGCAGUGGCGAGAUGGAGUCAGGAGGAUCAGAAGCUGAAGGUCAACCUUCCAUGCAUAUCAAAUUGAAGACAUGGCUGCUGGACAUGGACAGGGACAUGAACACGAACAUGGUCAUGGUAAAAUGGAACUUCCAGAUUACAGACAGUGGAAAAUAGAAGGGACGCCAUUAGAAACAAUGCAGAAGAAGCUUGCUGCACGAGGGCUGAGGGAUCCAUGGGCUCGCAAUGAGGCUUGGAGAUACAUGGGCGGCUUUGCAGACAACAUCACCUUCACGAGUGUGAUACUAAAAGGAUUCAAAUGGGGGUUUGCUGCAUUUGUGGUAGCUUUAGGGGCUGAAUAUUUCCUGACUUCCCAAAAUGAUGAUAAGAAGCAUCACUGAAGAGAGCACCUUGUGACAUCUCUGACAUAAAAAUAAGAUUCUCUCACUGUAGCAUCCUUGGCUGUAUGUUUGUCCUUGAAAGAAUAUUAGUAUGGCUUAAUAAAGUCAGGAAAACUCUU